AUGGCACACAAAAAAGAUAAGCAAAAAGAACCAGCAAAACAACCCAAGCCUUCCCAGUCGCUCCGAAUCCUUCCCCCAUCCAUGAGUCAGAAUAAGCCAGAAACACCCAAACAGUUGGUCCCUUUUCCUGGUUGCACUCCAAUCUCAGUUGCCACACCAAUAACAGUUGCUAAUAAAUUCUCUAGUUUAGGUUCCACAGUUGGCCAAAUUUGCCCCAGUUAUCAGUCGACCUUAAUCUCCAGUUAUGAUCCUUUUUCAGUUGAUCCCUCAACUGGUCCCUCAGUUGCCUUCAAAAAGACAUCUCCCUAUUUGCCCAAAAGCAAUUUUCACCUGUUUUUUGUUGAGCCUGUCUAUGAUAUUAAUUCUGAUCCAGUUGCCAUAGCCAGACACUAUUUCCCUCCGGGAUUUCAUUAUAUGCCGCCUAGUCCAUACAAGUCUCUCAAGUAUUAUAGAGAUAUAUUACUUGAGACUCAGUCAGUCGAAAUUACGCCAAUAAAGGAUCGUAAUCACCCUGAGAUCAUCCUUUAUCAUUCCCUCUAUAUCCACAAAGUCAUGAGUCAAGAUUCUUUCAGUAGCCACCCUUAUGAGUUGAAAACCCUUCAGUCAAAAUUGCAAUAUAAUUAUUCUGAUUAUAUUGAAGCUUGGUACUCUAUUUUCCUCCACCAAUCUGAGGACUUUAGUCAUUCUUGGUUUAUAAAUUUUGACAAUAAGUUCAAAUGCUCCUUUCCCUACUGGUUCCUCCACUGGGGGGAAAAACAUGGUCCAGUUGAUGAAAUUCUGCCUGUUUCAGUCCUUGAGCUAAUUCGCCAUUUCACCAAAAAAGCCAAGUUCUCCAAAAUUGAUUUGUUCUUCCCAAAACCGUUGCUUUUUGUUGCUAAAUACAAAGUUCCUUGGAUCCUCAAAUGGUCCUACAAAGUAACCAAAGAUACCAGAAUUUUUGCGUGCCAAUUCUCUGUUAAAUGGUGGGACAAAUUCGAAGUUGACAGAAUUGCCAAAUAUGUCUACAAUGAUUUGCCCCAUGAUUCUAUUCCACAUCCUGCCUCUCCCACUAGUUCAACCCGAUCUUCCCUUUCAGUUGAAGGAAAAUCAAAGUCUGAACUUCAAGAGAUUGCCCGCCAGUUGAUAAUUCAAGCCUCUCAAAUGGAUGAUGACGAGGACAUUGAUAAUGACUCUCCUUCGUCGUCUAGCUGCCAGCCCAUGCAGAGCCUCUGA
Messenger RNA from Prunus armeniaca (apricot), 1212 nucleotides. Lineage: Eukaryota; Viridiplantae; Streptophyta; Magnoliopsida; Rosales; Rosaceae. The record is from the annotation of a GenBank genome assembly.